UGUAUGUACAGUAUGUAGUGUAUAUAUUCAACUUUGGAAAAGAAUAUGCAAACUCGGGUCGAGUGGAAAGUGCAAUGUGGCCGGCCACUUGGAACUCGAUGGUACAUAGUUCUACGCUAAUUGGUACUUUGAAUCGUUGAUAACUUUUCCUUCCAUGCUCGGAGCUUGGACUUCGGCUUUCAAUGCGUUGUACAAGCGGAUAUACCCAUCCAGGUCCUGCGCCACCAUCAGCAGCUCGACUUCGUUCUCCGCUUCAGUAGCCUCAACGUCGACAUGCACCGUGCCAUUGGUCUCUCGCCUGCUAAACGUCGUCGCCAGGUCUCGUUUGGCUGAGGGGGAGCUGGAAUACCGUUUGCCCACCGUGACAUUGGACGUGUUUAGCUGGGACACGCCUUUGGAUGUCAUGGCUCGGAUAACCGACGGGUGCUCUGGGAGCCCAAACCGAAUCGUUUGGCUAGUGAGGAACCACUGAACGGUACAAAGCGAACGCACGGGAAUCAACACGACUUGGCCUUGGUACUCAGCCAUGUCGAUAAACGUGUACCCGACGUCGGCAAUGAUGGACGUGGAGUUGUACAUUUGCUGCCGACCGAGCGAAUUCUUGGCGACUUUGUGCCACCACUGGCGGUUCACGACCCAGCCCACCGUCAAGAUCACAAACACGUUGAUGAGCAUGAGCAGUACCAGGCUAGGGUACCCGCGAAAGAGAACGCUGUUGAAGAUGUUGACGGAGAUGCCUUCGAGCGACUGCGUGGACGACUCUAGGUUAACCGAGUCCAGCAAGCCAUAGUCGAGAAGAUUGUUGCGAGCUACGAAGAACAGCCCCGCAAUGUACACA
Molecule: messenger RNA, 838 nt
Organism: Aphanomyces astaci
Lineage: Eukaryota; Oomycota; Saprolegniomycetes; Saprolegniales; Verrucalvaceae
Exons: 1
Coding region: 155-472 (105 amino acids)
Source: RefSeq, a predicted model, not a curated record